AUGUUGAUCCUAAGGUCCCUCAACACACAGAAAGGUUGCGACCUUGCCUUGACCGAGAGCAAGUGCAUCCUGUUUGGUAGACACGACCGAUGCCAAGUUGUCCUGUACGACAAAUUUGCGUCGAGCCUUCAUGCUCGACUCGUCACGCACAAAGAGGAGGAGGAGUUCACGGUGACCUUGCACGACCUGAGCACCAACGGCGCGUAUGUCAACCAGGACAAGAUCGGGCGAGGAAGAACGGCUGUGGUCAAGGUGGGCGACUGUAUCUCCAUGGGCAGACCUCCAAGAGCCCUGGAGAACGGCCUCUUUCUCGACUACUGGGCAUGGCAUGGGGGGAUGGAGGCGCAUCCCGGGAAGCGAUUUUUGAUCAGGAUGGGCAGCGACAAGUUCUUUGCUCUUGACAAGAAGAUGGUGAUGGUCGGGAGACAAGAAGGAUGCGAUGUUCUAGUGCCGGUCAAGGAUGUUAGCAAGCAGCAUUGCCGCAUCACUUUCAUGCUGAGGAGCGGUUCAGAGCACGUGUUCGGCAGUAUGGAGGAUGAGACGGAGUAUGAGAUCAAACUUGAGCAUUUGUCAACUACCAAUCGCACUUACGCCAACCAUAUGACUGUUGAGGGAUCGGUAGAGUUGCGCCACCUUGACGUCAUCGAUCUUUCUCGAAAGCACUCGAACUCUUUCUUGUUCAUCGACAAGAAGAAACAGACAUUUGUUUCAUACAAAUUAGAACAGGUCCAUCAAUCCAGUGAAAACACUCCGAUCACAGCAGCAAGUGUGGUUCCUCGGCCGACAGAAGACCAGGCAGCUAUCAACGCGGAGUAUGCAGGUUUGACGAAGAAAUACAACAUCCUGGAGAAAUUUCAUGAAAACAAAUCUGUUGGCAUAGAGAUGCGUCGUGUGGUACGAAAGGCGGAUAAGCAAGUCUUUGUGUGUAAGAAGUUCAAAUCCAUUCAGAGGAGAAAUACACAAUCGGACGAGCAACGCAACAAAGAGUUGGAUCUAAUGAUGAUGGUCAAGCACCCCCAUCUAAGUGAAGGUCAGAUCGUCAAGCUCGAAGACGUCUGCAUUGAUCGAUCUUCACUCUGCAUCGUCAUGGAGCAGCUCGCGGGAGAUUUCUUUGACUACUUGAGUCAAGUCCUGCAGGAUCCUGAGAAUUCGGAUGGCAUUGAAGAGUCGCUGGCUGCAAAGUGGUUUGCUCAGAUCUUCGAUGCCCUGGAUUAUCUCCAUGACAGACAGAUCAUUCAUCGUGACUUGAAGCCAGAGAACAUUCUCCUCACAAGACUGGACCCUUCAGGAGAUACUAAGCUCUGCGAUUUCGGCGUGUCGAAGUUGAUUCCCGAUGGACGCUGCUCGAGCUACAUUGGAACUCCUGGCUACAUCGCACCUGAGGUGUCUGAAGGGGGAGCGAAACCCUAUGACUUCAAGGUCGAUUCCUGGUCGUUGGGUUUCACACUGUAUCAGAUGCUGAGCGGGUUGGACAUCAAGGCGCUGGGAAAUCUGCCAACUGGGUUUGCCGCUGCUGCUGCUGCUUCUGAUAGGGAGAGCGAUGAUGAGGAAUUCCCUGGAGAGAGAUGGAAGUGCCUCAGCUUCUUAGUCAAGGAUCUCAUCUCCUCUCUCGUCAAACCCGACCCUCGAGAACGGAUCUCAGCCAAGGAAGCGAAGAAACAUGAUUGGUUCAAGUCGGCAGAUUCUCCAGCCCUUCGCACACGGGCAAGGAAGAGAAAUAGAACCGCAAGCUAG
Guillardia theta CCMP2712 is the source of this 1734-nucleotide messenger RNA. RefSeq lists its product as hypothetical. The transcript is spliced from 19 exons. Gene Ontology annotation, molecular function: ATP binding; protein binding; protein serine/threonine kinase activity. Lineage: Eukaryota; Cryptophyceae; Pyrenomonadales; Geminigeraceae. The record is from RefSeq and is a predicted model, not a curated record. Gene Ontology annotation, biological process: protein phosphorylation; mitotic DNA damage checkpoint signaling. Bases 1 to 1734 code for a protein of 577 amino acids. Gene Ontology annotation, cellular component: nucleus.